Messenger RNA from Esox lucius (northern pike), 3991 nucleotides. RefSeq names its product solute carrier family 8 member 4b (gene slc8a4b). Gene Ontology annotation, cellular component: postsynapse; axon; sarcolemma. The coding region runs from base 809 to 3655 and encodes 948 amino acids. The transcript has 16 exons. Gene Ontology annotation, molecular function: calcium:sodium antiporter activity. The record is from RefSeq and is a predicted model, not a curated record. Gene Ontology annotation, biological process: cell communication; sodium ion transmembrane transport; calcium ion import across plasma membrane. Lineage: Eukaryota; Metazoa; Chordata; Actinopteri; Esociformes; Esocidae.
UUUGGUCCGGAAGGGAAGGCUCUCGGCGAGAGGGUGUCACUCACAGAAUGUGACAGGGAGGGGAAAGAGCGAGCGUGAGGCAUCUUAUAGGGUGGGGGUACAGAACAGGGAAAGGCAAUGCACGCGCGCACAGUCGCCUAGGCUACCGUCUGUCCCGUUAUCCAGCCAGGAGCCAUCUGAAUGAAUGAUUGACGCAGAAAAUUGCCAACGGUCUUCACCCGAAGAACAAACGUUCCCCAAGGAAGACUGACAGCAACAAGAAACAGUAUGUUUGUUUUCCUUCAGUUUUUGAGUUUUCGAGGCUUUGCUGAGAAGAAGCCAUAAUUAUGAAAAUGAACGGCGUUUCUGUCAGAAGUGGACAAGACAUGAGCAUUCGCAGGCAGACGACACACGGGCAUUGAAUUACAUUACAGGCUAAGCUAAAGAAUGUCUGCGUAAAGAUAAGGAUUAACGUUGCCACAGAGAGGUAGUCGCCGAAUGUAACCUUCAUUUAGACACGGAGCGGUUCAUAUUCUAUUGGUGUGGUAAGCUAUAACAGAGACCGGAAUCCUCACUGCCACGAGACCUGCGGUGACCAGCGGAUCGCUGGUGCCACACGCACAAGAGACACCCCUGUCAGACGGAGGGAUCAACUCUCCUCUACGCUCUUUUGUUGGCUACACCUGUGGUUAUCUCCCGGGCAACCCGCUACCGAAUUCCAUCACCGGAACAGUGGUAACCAAGACUCCCCGGCUGCGAGGGUAACUGGACGGCGUGGGAGCAAUCAGCGGUUUCAAGUGUAUUCCUGAAAGGCAGACCCUCUGCAACUAUGUCAGCCCUACACCUCCCAUCCCUCCAUCCCUCCUCUCUCCCCUCUGUACUCCUCUUUGUCUCCAUCGUGCUCCUCCUGACUCUUCCUGGUCCAACCCUGGGUGGCUCUGCUUCUCCGUCCGAGGGAGGUGACGUCAAAGCUAACUGCACAGCUGCUGGAGAUCCCUGUCAGGAAGGAGUGGUGCUACCCGUCUGGAACCCCCAGAACCCCUCUGUAGGAGACAAGGUGGCGCGGGCCAUUGUCUACUUUGUAGCUCUGAUCUACAUGUUCCUGGGGAUGUCCAUCAUUGCUGAUAGAUUUAUGUCUUCUAUAGAGGUGAUCACCUCUCAGGAGAAGGAGAUAACCAUAAAGAAGUCAAAUGGGGAGACUACCACGGCUACUGUGAGGAUUUGGAAUGAGACUGUCUCUAACCUUACACUUAUGGCCCUGGGUUCAUCAGCCCCAGAGAUACUGCUCUCUGUCAUAGAGGUUUGUGGCCAUGGAUUUGAAGCUGGUUCCCUGGGCCCUUCCACCAUCGUGGGCAGUGCGGCCUUUAACAUGUUCAUCAUCAUCGCCCUGUGUGUCUACGUGGUCCCUGAUGGGGAGACCAGAAAGAUUAAACACCUCCGUGUGUUCUUUGUGACCGCUGCGUGGAGUGUGUUUGCUUACAUCUGGCUCUACCUAAUCCUGUCAGUUUUCUCUCCUGGGGAGGUGGAAGUCUGGGAGGCAGUGGUCACCUUUCUGUUCUUCCCUCUCUGCGUAGUCCAGGCGUGGGUUGCUGACCGACGACUCCUCUUUUACAAGUACGUCCGUAAGCGCUACCGGGCCGACAAGCACAGAGGCAUCAUCAUCGAGACAGAAGGGGGGAUGGAUGGAGGGAUAGGCGGAGGAGGAGGGAUGUUGGGACCGGGUGGUUUCACUAAGAUGGACAUGAUGGAGCUGGAUGGACAUGCUGUGGAUGGAUGGAGGGAAGGAGUACUGACAGAUGACAGAGAAGUGGGAGGAGCGCGGGAUCUGGAGGAUGUGGCCAGGAGAGAUAUGGCAAGGACACUGAAAGAGUUGAAAGCGAGACAUCCUGAUAAAGACACGGAACAGCUCAUAGAGAUGGCAAACUACCAGGUGUUGGUCCAGCAACAGAAGAGCCGCGCAUUCUACCGUAUCCAGGCAACCAGAAUGAUGAUUGGAGCAGGGAACAUUCUUAAGAAGCAUGCUGCGGACCAGGCUAGAAAGGUGGUAAGUUCCCACGAGCCCCACCCCCAGGAGGAUGACCCCCACACGACCCGGAUGGAGUUUGAACCCACCAACUACCAAUGCUUUGAGAACUGUGGAUCCCUUAAACUGACCGUGGCCCGUCAUGGUGGAGACCCAGGAGCUUCUGUUAAGGUGGAUUACCGUACCGAAGACGGCACGGCCAAUGCAGGCUCAGAUUACGAAUUUGCAGAAGGAACUCUCCUCUUCAAACCGGGCGAGACCCUCAAGGAGAUCACGGUGGGCGUGAUCGAUGACGACAUCUUUGAAGAGGACGAGUACUUCUACGUUCAUCUCAGCAAUCCUCGUGUGGCUGGCUAUGACCCGUUGGAGACAAACUCUAACUCCGCCCCUAAAGCAGUACUCGGCGAGGGUCACACGGCGACCGUGACGAUAUACGACGAUGAUCACGCUGGGAUAUUUUCAUUUGAGAGCGACGCCAUGCGGGUGAGCGAGAGCAUUGGGUUGAUGGAGGUCAGGGUUCAGCGGACAUCGGGGGCCCGUGGGCUCGUAGCUGUGCCCUACAGAACCAUAGAUGGGACAGCCCGGGGCGGAGAGGACUUUGAAGAGGUAUCGGGAAAAUUGGAGUUCCAGAACGAUGAAACUAUGAAGAUAAUAGAAGUGAAAAUUAUCGAUGAUGAGCUGUAUGAGAAGAACAAAACCUUCACCAUGGAAUUGGGGGAGCCACUACUGCUUGAUGUUGGUCAGAAACACGGCGACUCCAAUGAGAACAAGCCAUCAGAUGACGAGGUCGCCAAAAUGGGUUGUCCCAGUUUGGGAGAAAACACACGCAUUGAGGUGGUCAUCGAGGAGUCCUACGAGUUCAAGUGUGGGGUGGACACACUUAUAAGGAGAACUAAGAAGAGCACGGUAGAUAAGUUGAUCAAGAAGACUAACCUUGCAUUGGUGGUGGGAAGCAGCAGCUGGAGGGAACAGUUCGUCUCUGCUGUCACUGUCAGCGCAGGUGAUGAUGAUGAAGAGGAGAGCGGUGAAGAGCGUCUUCCCUCCUGUUUCGACUACAUCAUGCAUUUCCUCACUGUCUUCUGGAAGGUCCUGUUCGCCUUUGUCCCUCCGACGGAGUACUGGAAUGGCUGGGCCUGUUUCAUCGUAUCUAUAUCUCUGAUUGGAAUUUUGACGGCUGUGACCGGUGACCUUGCCUCUCACUUUGGCUGUACAGUGGGUCUUAAGGACUCUGUCACUGCAGUGGUGUUUGUAGCACUGGGGACCUCUGUGCCAGACACCUUUGCCAGUAAGGUUGCCGCCAUCCAGGACCAAUACGCUGAUGCCUCCAUUGGCAAUGUCACGGGCAGUAACGCGGUGAACGUCUUCCUUGGUAUCGGAGUGGCAUGGACCAUCGCUGCCGUCUUCUGGCGUUCCAAGGGCCAGGUGUUCCGCGUCGACCCGGGCUCGCUGGCGUUCUCCGUCACCCUCUUCACUGUGAUGGCGUGUGUGUGUGUGAUGAUGCUGCUCUACAGGAGGCGCGCGUCUGUGGCUGGCGGCGAACUCGGAGGGCCGAGGACUACCAAGAUUGUGACAUCACUGGCCUUCGUGUUCAUGUGGCUGAUUUACAUACUGCUGUCGUCGCUGGAGGCUUACUGUCACAUACCUGGGUUCUAGAGAGAGAGGGCGCGUUGACAAGAGUGUUGGGAGGGGAGAGCAACAAGAGAGAUGAGAAGGUGGGAGGGAAAGGCAGAGAGGAAGGGAAAGUGGGAGGAAAAGAAAAAAAAGUGCCUUCUCUCUUCACUAGUGCUCUCACUCUGAUUCCUCUGCUGCCAUGGUAAUUAAAGGAACAUCGAAAGAAGAAAGCAACAUCCCCAAGACAAGACCCUGGUGGAAAUCUGGCUUGCCUGUUACUCCCUCAAAAUGCAUACUGUGUACUAGUUAUACUACAUACGUUAGGACAUACUGUUUAGUAAAAACUACUGCAAUAAACAACAAAUAUCAAUACACUAA